AUGUCUACUAUGAUAAAUCAGAUCCCGUUGGAAUUGCUCGAACUGGUUUGCGAUGAACUAGAUACGAGAGACUUGGCGUCGCUGGUUGGGACUUGCCGCGACACAUACCACCGAACGAUAAAUCGCUUGGCGCAGCGAUACACAGAAAUCCACUUAGACUUCUCGCAAGACAGCUUUAAUCAUAUCCAUGCUAUUGCCAACAACAAGGUCAUGCGACAGCAGGUUCAUCGCCUGGUCGUGAUGACCCCGGAGCCUUAUCUCGGCCGGGACCUGCAGUGGCAGCGAAGCGUCGCAGGCCACAUACACAAUCCGCUACAAAUACCAGUCAUUCAACGGUUUCGAGAUGACCUCGUUGAAAGGCUGACGAACUGUCGAUCUUUUGUGAUAUCGCCUGUCAGAACCAAGUUUGUACCCGAGGAGGAGGAUGUCAACAAUAAUGAACAUUUCAAUCCCGACGACGCUGCUGGUGUCCUAUUGGAAAUCAUUGCCAAUACGUCGCUGCCCAUGAAGCUAUUCUGGUAUGGUACAGGAGUGAAUUACACCUCAAAUGUUAUGGAUAUUCAACGAUUACCGAAGGAUCUCUUUACAAAUCCCACCUUCAAGUCCGGAUGGGGGCGACUGGAGAACCUUCACCUGGACCACAAGCUUACGCCAUACAAUUACUCUUUUAUCUUGAAUAUGAUUCUCCAUGCCCCUAACCUUCGCAAAAUAUACCUCAGUCUGGCGCCACGGGAUUUGGCAAUCGAGUUUUUCUCCCAUCUUUCGCAAUCUCCGUCUCUCCCUAGCUCACUAGAGAGGAUUGCCUUAUGCUUCACGUCGAUACGAGCGGUUGACCUUGUCAAGAUUCUCAGUCAUUCUCGACAGACGCUUAAACGCCUCAUUUUAGAUGAUAUGGGGGGUUUAUCGUCGGACGAGUCUAAACUACACAGUCAAUUACAUGGUUGCUUCCCACGGCUGGAAAGUAUUGAUUUCAAUAAGUGCCAAUGA
Messenger RNA from Aspergillus pseudotamarii, 987 nucleotides. RefSeq lists its product as uncharacterized. Bases 1 to 987 code for a protein of 328 amino acids. The record is from RefSeq and is a predicted model, not a curated record. The transcript has a single exon. Lineage: Eukaryota; Fungi; Ascomycota; Eurotiomycetes; Eurotiales; Aspergillaceae. Gene Ontology annotation, molecular function: protein binding.